Molecule: messenger RNA, 792 nt
Organism: Spinacia oleracea (spinach)
Lineage: Eukaryota; Viridiplantae; Streptophyta; Magnoliopsida; Caryophyllales; Amaranthaceae
Product: DNA repair protein XRCC3 homolog
Exons: 1
Coding region: 1-792 (263 amino acids)
Biological process (GO): double-strand break repair via synthesis-dependent strand annealing; telomere maintenance via recombination; resolution of mitotic recombination intermediates
Cellular component (GO): Rad51C-XRCC3 complex; replication fork
Molecular function (GO): ATP binding; four-way junction DNA binding; ATP-dependent DNA damage sensor activity
Source: RefSeq, a predicted model, not a curated record
AUGUCAGCAAAUCAUCAAAAAAUUACUACCAGGUGUGAUUCUAUUGAUAGUAUUUUGCAAGGUGGAAUAAGUGUUGGUGAAGUGACUGAAUUAUGCGGGGAGAAUGCGACCGGUAAAACACAACUUUGCCUUAGUAUUGCAUGUCAGUUACCUCCGUCAUUGGGUGGAAUGUAUGGUGCAACCAUUUAUAUACACGCAAUUGGACCUUUUCCAAUUCGAAGGUUAACUUCUCUAAUACCCUUCAUUUUAGACACCGCUCUUGAUCCCAAUGACAACCCCUGUGAUCAUAUAACAACCAAACAGGUUGAAUCACCGUAUGAGUUACCUGACGUACUUGACUGGGUUGUAAAGUUUAUUAAACAGUCGCACAACACAUGCAGGCAUGUCAGGUUAGUUGUUAUCGACUCUAUUGCAAGUAUUUGUACUAGCCAUUUCGAGAACACGGCUCAAGGGCUAGAGUCACGAACACAAUUGCUUCGUGCAAUUGGAUACGGUUUGAAGUCCAUUGCAUCUCAAUACAAUGUUGCCGUCCUAGUGGUCAAUAAUGUUAUUGAUGUGUUUCCAAUUGAUUCCGAUUCCUCUACACAUUUCAUGAUGUCCUCUGGAAGGAAGGUUCGGCCUGCUCUGGGCAACGGAUGGACUCGGAAUAUAGGAACAAGGUUAUUCUUAUCAAAAUCAAUUAAUUCCGCAGACCAAACUUAUGUAAGAAUGAUAAGUAUCCUGUUAUCAUCUAUGCUAGAGUUAGAUGUAUGUAGGUUUAAAAUAACCGAGAAGGGAGUUGUUGAUGCAUGA